Molecule: messenger RNA, 1027 nt
Organism: Pieris rapae (cabbage white)
Lineage: Eukaryota; Metazoa; Arthropoda; Insecta; Lepidoptera; Pieridae
Product: chymotrypsin-1
Exons: 5
Coding region: 67-927 (286 amino acids)
Biological process (GO): proteolysis
Molecular function (GO): serine-type endopeptidase activity
Source: RefSeq, a predicted model, not a curated record
UCCUACAUCAAUUAAAACGAACUUAUUCAAACAAGUGCUCAUCUGUUCAAUAAAAUUAAAUUCGCAAUGUAUAUUAAAAUCGCAAUCGUAACGUUUUGCCUAAUUUUAAAAAUAGAAGGAGGUGCAACGGUCCAGCGUUACAAUGUAAAGGAUUUUUUGUCUUCUCGUAUAGUGGGGGGAAUAGAAGCCCCUCCUACCCACGUCAAGCACAUGGUUGCCCUGGUGUUUGGUGAAAGAUUUAAAUGGUUGACUUGUGGUGGAUCUAUUAUUACGCAAAGACACGUUCUGACUGCCGCCCAUUGUGUUGAGCCUUACAUCGAUCCUCGGAGCCCAACAGGACUUAAUCCGUCAUUACGAGGUUCGGUUGGUUCAAAGUACUGGGUUUCUACUAAGCACAUGAUCGAAUUUCAAGGAUUCGUCAACCAUCCAAAUUGGAAUUCAUUUACGAUUAAAAAUGAUAUUGGUAUACUGAUAACAAACAGAAAGAUACAGUACAAUGAUGUCAUCCAACCCGUUGCGUUGAAUUUAAAGUUUAUAGACCGUUCAGUGACAACUUUUGUCACUGGUUGGGGUGAUUUGGAGGUGUUUGGGCAGACACCAGAUCGUCUACAGAUGUUAAUUACCAGUACUAUAACAUCUCGGCAGUGUGUGGCAUCCGUGAAGAAUUACACCAGCGCCACAGGAGUAGCUGCACCUCCUUAUGAUCCCAAAACUGAGAUUUGCACCUUACUUUCUAAGGGUCAUGGGAUGUGUCAUGGAGAUUCUGGCAGUGCUUUGAUGACCUACUAUGGACUUCGCUAUCAAAUUGGUAUUGUGUCAUGGGGUUUCCCGUGCGCACGUGGCGCUCCCGACUUUUUUACAAGAGUUAGCGCAUUCGCUGACUUUAUUUACGAUGUUGUGAGGCCAUUUUCACUGCGAAUUCAAUAAGAUACUGCAUCGACUUAAGAUAAACACAAUUUGUUGCUUUGUUAUAAACAUUAAGUGUUCGGUCAAAAAAUUACGUUAAUAAAAGUCUUUAUUUUAAAAA